GGAUUGAGAACAACUGAAUCUGUGUCCACAUCUGUGUGAGCAAGCUAUCUGCCUCCAUCUCUCUCGAUCUCUCUCUGUCCUUAGUGUCUCUCUCCUCUUUAUUUCAUUCUAGUUCUAUUUCUUUCAUCUUCUAUCUCUAUUUUUAAUCUCCUAUCUCUUUUUUUCAUCUUCUAUCUCUGUUAAAUUGCUUUUCUAUCGUUUCUCUCAGUCUUUCUCUCUUUCUCAGUCCUUCUCAAUCUCUUCUGCUUCUUUCUUUAUCUCCCUCCCUUCCUUUUCUUUGAGGGUAGAGACUGUUGAUCAUUGUGUAGUAGACUGAAGGGUAGAGACUGUUGAUCAUUGUGUAGUAGACUGAAGGGUAGAGGCUGUUGAUCAUUGUGUAGUAGACUGAAGGGUAGAGGCUGUUGAUCAUUGUGUAGUAGACUGAAGGGUAGAGGCUGUUCAUCAUUGUGUAGUAGACUGAAGGGUAGAGGCUGUUGAUCAUUGUGUAGUAGACUGAAGGGUAGAGGCUGUUGAUCAUUGUGUAGUAGACUGAAGGGUAGAGACUGUUGAUCAUUGUGUAGUAGACUGAAGGGUAGAGACUGUUGAUCAUUGUGUAGUAGACUGAAGGGUAGAGACUGUUGAUCAUUGUGUAGUAGACUGAAGGGUAGAGACUGUUGAUCAUUGUGUAGUAGACUGAAGGGUAGAGACUGUUGAUCAUUGUGUAGUAGACUGAAGGGUAGAGGCUGUUGAUCAUCGUGUAGUAGACUGAAGGUUAAGGGCAGAGGAGACAGUUUUAGACCAACUAUCAUUUAGUGGUGGUGGUUGACUUGUGGUUAGGUUAGCAUAGCUGUGGUCGAGGAGCGGUCGAAGAGCGUUCAUGGUCCUGGCUAUGGAGGACGCCUGUCCCAACGGGGUGGAGGUAGCGGUGGAUUCCCCUCCGGAUGCAGCCGGGACGGGAGAGCAAGGCGAGACAGGAGAUGGGUCGGCUGGGGAGGGGGCGGCUGCUGAGCCCACAGAGGGAGCCGACACAUCAGGAGCGAUGCAGCAGGUGUUGAACAACCUGGGGGAGCUGCCUACCUCCACGGGGGCCAAAGACAUCGACCUCAUCUUCCUCAGAGGCAUCAUGGAGAGUCCCAUUGUACGGUCACUCAUCAAGGCCCACGAGCGAUUGGAGGAUGUGAGGCUGGAGGCGGUGCAGGACAACAACGUGGAGCUGGUCACAGACAUCCUGGGCGACAUCACCGCCCUCAGCGUCCGCGAUGACAGAGCAGCGGAACUCUCCCGAAUCCUCCAGGAGCCCCACUUCCAGUCCCUCCUGGAGGCCCACGACAUGGUAGCCUCUAAGUGCUAUGAGGCUGUGCCCCCAGCAGAGCUGUCCAAUGAGGCGCUGGUGAACAGUGCUCUGAUGCAGGCCGACGCUGUACGCAUGAUCGGCAUCCGGAAGAAGGCUGGAGAACCACUGGGAGUGACGUUCAGAGUGGAGAAGGAGGAGCUGGUCAUCGCUAGGAUCCUCCACGGAGGAAUGAUUGACAGGCAGGGUCUGCUACACGUGGGUGACAUCAUAAAGGAAGUGAAUGGGCGGGACGUAGGGAACAACCCCACUGAGCUGCAGGAGAUGCUGAAGGACUGCAGCGGAGGAAUCACUCUGAAGAUACUGCCUAGUUAUAGAGAUGCACCUGCCCCACCACAGGUGUACGUGCAACCACACUUUGACUACGAUCCAGCCAAUGACCAUCUGAUCCCAUGUCGAGAGGCGGGGAUUGGCUUCAAGAGGGGGGACCUCCUUCAGAUUGUCAACAGAGAGGACCCCAACUGGUGGCAGGCAUGUCAUGUGGUUGGUGGAGCCACUGGACUGAUCCCCAGUCAGUUUCUGGAGGAGAAGAGGAAAGCCUUCGUCCCACGAGACUUUGACGGCUCAGGGAUCCUGUGUGGUACAAUAACUGGAAAGAAAAAGAAAAAAAUGAUGUACCUAACAGCCAGGAACGCAGAGUUUGAUAGGCACGAGCUGCAGAUCUAUGAGGAGGUGGCCAAGAUGCCCCCGUUCCAGAGGAAGACCUUGGUUCUGAUUGGAGCGCAGGGGGUGGGCCGCCGUAGCCUCAAGAACCGACUGGUGGUCCUCAACCCAACACACUUCGGAACCACCAUCCCCUUCACCUCCCGGCGUCCCCGUGACGAUGAGCUGGACGGUAACUCAUACCAGUUCGUAACACGGACGGAGAUGGAGGCGGACGUGAAGGCGGGCCGUUACCUGGAGCACGGCGAGUACGACGGGAACCUCUACGGAACCAAGAUGGACUCCAUCCACGAGGUGGUGGACACGAGACGAACCUGCAUCCUGGACGUCAACCCACAGGCUCUGAAGGUACUAAAGACAGCAGAGUUCAUGCCGUAUGUGGUGUUCAUCGCAGCACCAGAGUAUGAGACGCUCAAGGCCAUGCACAAAGCUACGGUGGACGCCGGAAUCACCACCAAACAACUCACGGAUGUGGAUCUGAGGAAGACUGUUGAUGAGAGUGCUCGUAUCCAGAGGGCCUACAACCACUACUUCGACCUCAUCAUCACCAACGACAACCUGGAUCGCGCCUUCGAGACGCUACAGGCUGCCGUCGACAAACUCUGCUCCGAACCACAGUGGGUCCCCGUUAACUGGGUCUACUGAACCCCAACCGGACACUGUCUGACUGGGUCUACUGAACCCCAACCGGACACUGUCUGACUGGGUCUACUGAACCCCAACCGGACACUGUCUGACUGGGUCUACUGAACCCCAACCGGACACUGUCUAACUGGGUCUACUGAACCCCAACCGGACACUGUCUAACUGGGUCUACUGAAACCCAACCGGACACUGUCUGACUGGGUCAACUUGACUGUGUGUGUUCAACCACCGAGGCAGGGGAAAGGACAUGAGAAAAGGGGUUGGUAAUCUGUGGUACUCUGACGGGGGGGGGGGGGGGGGGGGACCAACCAAACCAAGCGCCUCCUCCUCUCUCCUUACUUCCUGCACACAUUGCAACUGUUUUCUUCAGGAAACUCGAAGGGAAAGACUUCUUAUAUAUUUUGGUAUUUUGUAACUUUUUACGAACAAUCUUUCUAUUCAUACCAACCUGGAAUUCAAAAACAUGAAAAAAUAAACAUCAAGGCCAAA
Molecule: messenger RNA, 3127 nt
Organism: Oncorhynchus gorbuscha (pink salmon)
Lineage: Eukaryota; Metazoa; Chordata; Actinopteri; Salmoniformes; Salmonidae
Product: protein PALS2-like
Exons: 12
Coding region: 857-2638 (593 amino acids)
Cellular component (GO): plasma membrane; cell-cell junction
Molecular function (GO): protein binding
Source: RefSeq, a predicted model, not a curated record